UUAUUGAGAUUGUGGAUUACAGUGAUACAUUGGAAACUCGUGACAGCAGUUUAGUUAAUUUAACUAUAUAAUAAUACGAGGAAACGUAUCAAGUAAACUACAUCAAAGAAAUUAUUAUAGUUUUACGAGUUUCUUCACAUUCGUAGUCACCGGAAAUAAAAAAGGAUUGCGCUCUCUCGUGUUUCCUUUCUUUCCAACUGCCAGACACACUAAAGAGAGACGGAGACAACAUGGAUCCAAAUACUACGAUUCUUCGAGUGAAAAGAAAAAGGGGAACCGACCCCGCAGAUGCUUUGCUGCUGGCAUGCAAACGUAUCCGUCCCGAAACGUCCCAGAGCUCAGGCGAAACGGUACCUGAGCCCAACGAAGCCGAAGUGGAAAACUCUGUCUUCAAACUCGUGGCGACCGUAGCAACACAGGAAGCUCCCGUUCAGACGCAGGUUCGACAGGCUUUGGCUCGGCCUCGCACGGCGCAUGCACUGCGUCCCUCUGCUGCCAGCUCACAGCGGAUACUUGGUGAUUUACGCAGCACAAAGUGGAGUACUCGGAGAGAGGAACGCUACAGAAUACUCUCAAGCCACCGUGCUGGUCUGUCAGCCCCAGCAGAGCAACAGACACCACAGAUGGGUGCUUCUGAGUGUGUAGAGGAAACGGGGAAAGAGACAGACAAAUGCUGGGGGCUGGGUGAAAUCCAGGUGGUGGAUCUGAUCCAUGAGGAUGGAGAGGACCAGGAUAAACCUUCAGGCAAGAUACUGUCCUCAGAACCAGAUGAGAUUCUCUGUAACAACACCAAGAUGCUGCGGGAGCGUCUGAGCAUAUCUGGAGAUAGACUGGGGGAAGAGCACCGAGAGCAGGACGAUGGCUACGUCUAUGAUCUUUACUACCAGGAAACGGUCACCCCAGGGUGGAUCCAGGACAUCCUGUCUGUCAGAGCCUAUGCUGAUGAGGGAGAACUGGUUCCUGACCUUGUGGUUCAUGAAGAGGAAGUGUAUGAAGAUGAGGAUGAUGAGAACGAGGAAGGCAACUGGAGGAAUGACUACCCUGAUGAGGAGAGCAAUACAGACAGUGACAGAGAGGAGCGCUAUGGUGGUUACUGGGAGGAGGAACACUCCUACAGCAGGAGGAGCUGGCAGCGCUACCAGAGGGAAGUGAUGCAUGAGCUGGGCUGCCGUGGUGACGACGACGACAACGGCGAUGAUGACGAUGGAGACAAAUAUGAUUCCGAUUGAUCUGCUCUUCACCCCACUUGUAGUGGAUCUUUCCAGUUACCUUUCCACAAGUAACCCCUUACUCUGUGCAACAUCUGUGUAGCAGAGACUGAAAAGGUUAUAAGGAAAGAAAUCACUUUUCACAGUGUAGCAGUUUAUGUGUAGCACUCAACAAAUGGGCAACCUUUCUGGAAAACACCGGGAAACAAUACCUUGGUUAAAAACGUGCCAAAAGUAUUUUGUCACAGUUAUGAAGUUCAGUGGCCACUAACUGAUCAGAUCAUUUUCCUACACAGAUGGUGAUGGAGUAGGUGAGUUAUUUGCAGAAGGGU
Pundamilia nyererei is the source of this 1540-nucleotide messenger RNA. It is a transcript of the gene slc7a6os, whose product is annotated as solute carrier family 7 member 6 opposite strand. Bases 231 to 1229 code for a protein of 332 amino acids. Gene Ontology annotation, biological process: developmental process. The record is from RefSeq and is a predicted model, not a curated record. The transcript has 5 exons. NCBI's taxonomy places the organism in Eukaryota, Metazoa, Chordata, Actinopteri, Cichliformes, Cichlidae.